UGCGGUCCCUCCACUGUGGAAGAAGUUGUGUGUAAUUGCAGCCAUGCCGUUCUAUUGACACGGACAAGUUGGCGGGAGCAGGUCGCUGGGUGAUAUUAAUGCGCCGCCGAUUGGCAGCAGAUGGGUGAGAUGGCCAUCGCCCACGUGGCCACGGAGUACGUGUUCAGCGAUUUCCUGGUGAAGGACCCGAACCAGGCCCCGUACCGGAACGUCCGGACGGAGCUGGCGUUGGACAAGAUGGUGACGUGCGUGGCGGUGGGGCUUCCCCUCCUCCUCAUCUCUCUGGCCUUCGCUCAAGAGGUUUCGGUUGGUACCCAAAUGAGCUGUUUCGCUCCGAGCAACUUCUCCUGGAGGCAGGCCAUGUAUGUGGACUCCUACUGCUGGGCGUCCGUACACACACACUCUCUACCUCUGUGGCUGCACAAGUUUUUCCCCUACAUUUUGCUGCUGGUGUCGGUGCUGAUGUACACGCCAGCAUUGUUCUGGAGGUUUUCUGCGGCGCCCCUCCUGCAGUCGGACCUGGGCUUCAUCAUGGAGGAGCUGGACCGGUGCUACAACCGCGCUGUCACUCUGGCCAAACGCAUGGCCACGUCAGGACUGCUCACCCCAGACAGCGACCUCACCGAUGGCUGUUUCAAUUACCCGCUGGUGGAGAAGUUUCUGAUGACCAAGCGUUGCUCGCGGUCGAUGCUGUUGCACUACCUGCUGUGCCGCGGCCUGACUCUCGUCACCCUGCUGUGUGCCUGCGUCUACCUGGGCUACUACCUCCGUCUGGCCUCGGUCACCGACGAUUUUGGCUGCGAGCUGCGCGUCGGCCUGCUCGCCUCCGACCCGGGCGUCCCCGAAAAGGUGCAGUGCAAGCUCAUCGCCGUGGGAGUCUUCUCUUUGCUGAGCCUCGUCAACCUGGUCCUGUUCAUUGCGCUGAUUCCCGCGGUGAUCUAUGCCGGCGCCCGUCCCCUAUUCUGCACCAGACACACCGGCUUCCUGGAAACCUACCAAUCGCUGCCCACCGUGAGCGUCCUGCCCAACCCCGCGAACCAAUGGGACGAUCUCUCUCUAUAUCUGCUCUUCCUGGAGGAGAACAUCAGCGAACUGAAGUCCUACAAAUACAUCAAGGUGUUGGAGUUGUUGAAGAGACAAGGCGAAUGCUGCGGCGAGGACUUUGAUUCCAUGGGUCUGCUGCAGUCGCUCUGCCUGGUGAAGAUGGACAGCGUGGACGGGAGGAAACCCGCCCGUGCUGCAGUGAAACCGGAGGAAGUGAAGAUGAAUUUGGCGGACUCCGCCGGCAGCAGCACUGCCGCUGAGAACACCUGCAGUCAUCCGAACUCGGCUGAAGGAAACAAAGCCGGCAGAAUGGAAGAAGAGCUGAACGAGUUUAUUCCGCUGCUUGACACCGACGUAACGGUCAGUGAGGCCCUCAGGCACCGAGCGGUGUGACCGGCUGUCCUGAGGGGAAUGACAUCGCCACCAUCCCAUAGUGCAUUCACAACUCACGGCCUUCCCUUCCUGAGGGAGGGACUCGCACAACGGGAGGCAACGGCAUCAUGGAAGAGGAUGGAGGCGAUUUGAGUCCUUUUCUUUGAAUGAUGCGCAUGUUCUUUUUUUUGAGUGGUUUAAGAGUCAGACGAUACACUCUGGAAGAUAACUCGUUUUGGUAGAGAUUUAGGGAAUCGUUGACCGUUUACCUGCACACUAAUAUUACACUAUUAACAUAUUGUGUGCAUGUAAACGUGGUUGUCGAACUUGUAAAACCAUGAUGGACGAAUCCAAAUGUAUUUUUUAGUAAUAGGUUCAAACACUUCAGUGCCAAAAUGCAAACAAAGAUGCAGCAGAUGUUCUGCCCGAUGACUUAUGGGAAACAUGAUGUCCUCAGACUGACGUAUAGUAAAGAAGAGCAUUCUUGAAUCAUAUUUGGCAUGAAUAUGAGUUUGUUUUUUAGUUCUCUUUAAUUUUCUUGUUCUUUAAGCUGAUCGCACACUGGAUAUGUUCUCUGACUAUUUAAAGUUAAAGCAGUUAAGUGGUUAUGCAGUAACGGUAGUUUAAGGCUUUUAAAUGAUGAGGGUUUUAACCGCUUUUAAUUAUUUUGAAUGCUAUGAUCAAUUUUGACUUUAAAUUCAAGUUACGGUUAAAAUUGUAGUCAUGUGGUUUUCCUCAAUGUAUUUUUUUGCACUUGUCAUUAUGGGAGAAUGUACUUUUAUUGAGAUUUAUCAUUUCAAAGUUGUUACGGGGAAUACCACUUGAUGAGGAAGUCAUUAUUCAUCCUUCUGUCUGGGAAAUGAUACGACGAGGCGGCUGAAACCUAAACCUGUGCUCAGAUAUAUCAGCUUUAGGGUUUGGGUUUAGUUCUCUGGUCCAUUUUCCGAGGAUCGUUCUCAGUUUCUGCAGUCGUUAUCUAUAUACAGUGUUUACAAAUGCAGGAUACUUUUUUUGAAUUUGACAGACCCCUCCCCCAACAACAACAAAUAUGGUACACUGUGUUAUUGCCCUAAUGUUUAACAAGUUAAUAUUUUUUUAAUAAAAUGACACUGCACAUCCCAGGUCAUAACUCUGCUUUAGGUGGAAUAAUUUUCAAGAGGUAGUGCUUGUUUGGGACUCUCAGGGAUAAUAACAUCUCACGACAUCAGUGUCAGCGUUUACGUCUUGUUCCAUCGAGUGGAUCAUUUGAACACAUCGGCAUGAAAUGACUGGUUAGAUCUCCUCUUGACUCGACAUUGGUGUGUGUUUAAGAACUGUUCUGCCGGUCUUGCCAUGUAAAUGUUGGCGUCCCAUUUCUGCAGUGGGGCACUUUGUUAAUGUAAAGUCUUUGAAGAAGCUGA
Pseudoliparis swirei is the source of this 2816-nucleotide messenger RNA. Its product is annotated as pannexin-1-like. Gene Ontology annotation, molecular function: channel activity. The transcript is spliced from 8 exons. The coding region runs from base 121 to 1437 and encodes 438 amino acids. Gene Ontology annotation, biological process: monoatomic cation transport; positive regulation of interleukin-1 production. Lineage: Eukaryota; Metazoa; Chordata; Actinopteri; Perciformes; Liparidae. The record is from RefSeq and is a predicted model, not a curated record.